AUGGGUAUUAUACGAGUUUUUGAUUCUUUUGUUGAUAAACCUAAGCAUAAUCUUGAUUUAAGUGAUGAAUUUAAAUCUUUUCAAAGAGGCAAUAAUAAUUGCACUUUCUUAAAUAGUACAUCAUCCUCAAUGAACGAAAAUAACUCUGGUGGAGGAUUUUAUCUCCUUGGUUUUAGUAAGAAUAAUGUUACUUCUGGCAUUAUUAGUAAUUACAUUGGCGACACCAACAAUGAGAUGAACUGGAACCUUUCCAUGCCCCAAUGGAACAAAUUUAGUGAUGUGGAGUUUCUAAUUUCCAGUGAUAGUGGUAUUUUCAAAUACAAAGAAAUUUUCUAUAAAGCUUUGAAUGGAAGUUAUCGAAGUUUUCAAAUCUUCUCCAUAGGUAAUUUUAAUUUUUCUGAAGUUUCCGUGGAUGAACCCAAAAUUAGUGAUCAAAUUGAAUAUCCUCAACCAACGACAUGGAUUGGGCUUAUCACACCGAUACAUGUCAUAACAAAGAAUGAAGAGCCACCUCUCACAUUAACUGACCUUUUAAGUAAUGUCGGAGGUUAUCUUCCCUCUGGGGAAUUUUCAGCUUUCUUUCUGGUGGUAGCAAGACGAACCCGUUCGGAUUUAUGUCACGCUUUAUAUUUAUAA
This is a messenger RNA of Rhizophagus irregularis DAOM 181602=DAOM 197198, 636 nucleotides long. The record is from RefSeq and is a predicted model, not a curated record. NCBI's taxonomy places the organism in Eukaryota, Fungi, Glomeromycota, Glomeromycetes, Glomerales, Glomeraceae.